CGGCCCUAGCCCUCCGUGUCCCCUCUGUGUCCCCUCCACGUCCUCCCGGCAAGAUGCGCUCCUCCCUGGCUCCCGGAGUCUACUUCCUCCGCAACUUCUCCCGGGACAGCUGGUUCCGGGGCUUCAUCCUGCUGAUCACCUUCUUGAUUUACACCUGCUACCACAUGUCCCGGAAGCCCAUCAGUGUGGUCAAGAGCCGCCUGCAUCAGAACUGCUCAGCGCUCAUCCCCCCCGACAAUGACAGCCAUGACCUCAACGACUCCACGUGGUGCAGCUGGGCCCCCUUCGACCAGAGCAACUACAAGGAGCUGCUGGGGGGCGUGGACAAUGCUUUCCUCGUGGCCUACGCCGUCGGCAUGUUCAUCAGUGGGAUUUUUGGGGAGCGGCUCCCACUGCGUUACUACCUGUCGGCGGGGAUGCUUCUCAGUGGCCUCUUCACCUCGCUCCUGGGCCUGGCCUACUUCUGGGACAUCCACGUGCUCUGGUAUUUCGUGCUGGUCCAGAUCUUCAAUGGACUCGCCCAGACCACGGGCUGGCCUGCUGUGGUGGCCUGUGUGGGUCACUGGUUUGGAAAGGGGAAGCGGGGGCUCAUCAUGGGCAUCUGGAACUCUCACACGUCUGUGGGCAAUAUCCUGGGUUCCCUGAUAGCCGGCGUCUGGGUGAACGGGGAUUGGGGGCUGUCCUUCGUGGUGCCCGGCGCCAUCAUCGCCGCCAUGGGUCUCUUCACCUUCCUCUUCCUCAUCGAGUACCCAGAAGACGUGGACUGCACCCCUCCUCAGCACCACGAAGCCCCAGAGGCGAGUCCCACUGGCGCGGAGGAGGGCUGCACGGAGGUGGCGGCAGGAGGCUACAAGGACCCGGGUGCUCAACCCGCCGCCAUCAGCUUCUUCGGGGCGCUUUGCAUCCCGGGCGUGGUGGAAUUCUCGCUGUGUCUGCUCUUCGCCAAGCUGGUCAGCUACACCUUCCUGUACUGGCUGCCACUCUACAUCUUCAACGUGGCUCAAUUCAGCGCCAAGGAGGCUGGUGACCUGUCCACGCUCUUCGACGUUGGCGGCAUCAUAGGUGGCAUCCUGGCAGGGCUCGUCUCCGACUACACCAACGGCCGUGCCACCACCUGUACCGUCAUGCUCAUCCUGGCCGCGCCCCUGAUGUUCCUGUACAACGCUUUUGGCCAGAGAGGGAUAGCCAGCUCUAUAGUCAUGCUCAUCAUCUGCGGGGCGCUGGUCAACGGCCCUUACUCCCUCAUCACCACCGCUGUCUCUGCUGACCUGGGCACCCACGAGAGCCUGAAGGGCAACGCCAAGGCGCUGGCCACGGUCACGGCCAUCAUCGACGGCACUGGCUCCAUCGGAGCGGCCCUGGGACCCCUGUUGGCUGGCCUCAUUUCCCCCACGGGCUGGAACAAUGUCUUCUACAUGCUCAUCUCGGCCGAUGUGCUGGCCUGUUUGUUCCUCUGCCGGCUGGUGUACAAGGAGAUCGUGGCCUGGCGGACGUCCCUGAGCAGAGAUGGAGGGUAUAAAGAAAUAUGAGGCCCCUGAUGGAAGAGAAGGUGGGGAGACCCGAAGGGGACCCGGUGUUCCCCUGGGCAGGACAGUGCACUCGCCCAGGCUGAGGCCGGGCCUCUGACAGGCCCCAGGACUGGCCCCAGGCAGGACUUUGGUGGGGACACUCUGGCGGAAGAACCAGGACUCACCGACGCGGGGCCUGGGAUGAGGUCCAGC
Sorex fumeus (smoky shrew) is the source of this 1721-nucleotide messenger RNA. It is a transcript of the gene SLC37A2, whose product is annotated as solute carrier family 37 member 2. Gene Ontology annotation, cellular component: endoplasmic reticulum membrane. The record is from RefSeq and is a predicted model, not a curated record. Gene Ontology annotation, molecular function: glucose 6-phosphate:phosphate antiporter activity. Lineage: Eukaryota; Metazoa; Chordata; Mammalia; Eulipotyphla; Soricidae. Gene Ontology annotation, biological process: glucose-6-phosphate transport; phosphate ion transmembrane transport. The transcript has 18 exons. The coding region runs from base 54 to 1529 and encodes 491 amino acids.